Molecule: messenger RNA, 1128 nt
Organism: Cucurbita maxima (winter squash)
Lineage: Eukaryota; Viridiplantae; Streptophyta; Magnoliopsida; Cucurbitales; Cucurbitaceae
Product: 60S ribosomal protein L2, mitochondrial-like
Exons: 3
Coding region: 260-901 (213 amino acids)
Biological process (GO): cytoplasmic translation
Cellular component (GO): ribosome; large ribosomal subunit
Molecular function (GO): transferase activity; RNA binding; structural constituent of ribosome
Source: RefSeq, a predicted model, not a curated record
GCACUUCAAAAAGUUAACCCCUUGCCUCCGUUUUCGUUGUCCUCUCUCCCCUUUCUGCAUCUUUGAUUCUUCGCCAGCAGCAGUCCUCGCCGUCGCAGCUUCUCGUUUUCAGCCUCGCCGUUGUCGGCAGCAGAAGCCUCGUCGGUCGUCUUGUAGCAGCAGCGCUGUAGGUCUCAGCCUUUCAAGUUCUAUGAUGGACUUUCUUUCGAUUUAGCUUUUCGCUUUCUUAUAAUCUCAACUCAUUAAAUCCAGAAAGGUCAUGGCUAUGAGAUCCGCGGCCUCAGUCGCUCUUCGGGGCCUCAGGAGCUUCUCUUCCAAAAGUUCGAAUUCAGUUUCGACUCGGGCUUCCAUCAAUCAGGACCCCUCCACCGACUUCGUUUCUGAUCUAGCUGGGAUGUAUGGUCGUACAUUACGUGAGCGAAUGUCGAACUACAUGGCUACUAUCGACAUCAAUUCACAAAUUGGAAGCUGCAUGCCACUUUCUGCAAUGCGCAUCGGUACAAUUAUCCACAACCUUGAGAUAAAUCCAGGUCAAGGUGGGAAGCUCGUCCGAUCAGCAGGAACAUGUGCAAAGAUAUUGAAAGAGCCAACGUCAAGAUACUGCUUGGUGAGACUCCCUUCCGGUACAGAGAAGUUGAUCGACUCAAGGUGCAGGGCUACCAUCGGUCAGGUGUCUAACCCAAGCCAUGGAACCCGGAAACUGAGAAAAGCAGGACAAAGCCGGUGGUUGGGUCGACGUCCAGUGGUUCGAGGAGUGGCGAUGAACCCAGUUGAUCAUCCUCAUGGAGGAGGUGAGGGUAGGAGCAAGAGUAGUGGGAGCUUUGGAAAGGGGUCUCGCACACCCUGGGGAAAGCCAACCAAGUCAGGCUACAAGACUGGAACUCUCAAGCGCAAAAAGUAGAACGAGCAACUCCUCAUCUUAUGUUUUUUCUCACCUUUUAAUCAAUUUUUGUUGAGGAUAGUAUGAAAUUUGAACUGUUUAGCCUUUUGAUUGAAUUGAAAUCGAUGUCGAAAUUUACCCUUUUCUUUGCUAAAUGAUGAGAGGGGGACAUAAGAAACGUUGAAUGUAUAAACAAUUAAGGCUUCGAUUAGAUGUUCGAACAUUCUAUGAACAAUUACGUAACGUAA